Helobdella robusta is the source of this 2061-nucleotide messenger RNA. RefSeq lists its product as hypothetical. Gene Ontology annotation, cellular component: plasma membrane. Bases 1 to 2061 code for a protein of 686 amino acids. NCBI's taxonomy places the organism in Eukaryota, Metazoa, Annelida, Clitellata, Rhynchobdellida, Glossiphoniidae. The transcript has a single exon. The record is from RefSeq and is a predicted model, not a curated record.
AUGAAACUUUGUUGCAACUUUGUCCUUAUUUUGUUGCAAACAAACUUAACUUUAACCAAAGCUUAUGGCCAAAAAUAUGACUACAUCGGCUGCUUUCAAUGGGUUCGAUCACCUUUAUUCGAAAUUCAUGAUGAUGUCGAAGAUUGUGCUGCCAAUUGCAAGUUUACGAAUCCAUUUAAUAACAUGAUCGGCUUGAAGAACGGCCGCGAAUGUCACUGCGUAAGCGGGGUCAGUUCGGCAGUGGCUUCCUGGCGGUGCAACAUGUUUUGUAAGAACUUCUCAUGCGGUGGGGUUGAGUUUUAUUCUGUUUAUAAAAUUCAACCACGUCAGGAACACGAUAUAUAUUAUUGCCAUGUGUAUCCGGAUAAGUCAGAGACCGCCAUAUAUUCACGAAAUUUUGACAAUCUGGAUAGCCUUGAAAUGUGUGCACAUUUCUGUUUGGAAAUGAACAUGACAUUCUUUAGGAAGACAAUAUUUCAUAAUAAAUGCGACUGUUUCCAGGAGGUCAAUUAUGGACUUUUUUUUCGCUCAGGCGAUGAAAGCUUCCGCGCUGAAUUAUGCUCCAAAAGUGAAGCAGAAAUUUGUGAAUAUUAUUUUGAAUCUCUUAGAGAUCUGCCGACCAUAUUUUCAACGCGUUUAUUUUACGAAUUCCAGAGAGGAGUAUCAACUUUCUCUCACUGCAAAUCCAUAAACUAUGAAAUAGAAGAAAGGUGUCCAGAAGGUUGUAGUGAAGGCUGGAAGGGAGAUUCGUGCAGAGAAAGAGAUUGUACGAGGAACAAUGGUGACUGUGGUGACGAGAUGAAAUGUAUUGAGUCCACGGUCAAUGGUAAUAAGUACGUUGAAUGCGUCUGCCCAUUGGGCACCGUAAGAAACAAGUGGGACUUGUGCGAGGUGUUUAGGGAGAACGUGGCUCUAAGUCAAGCAGAUUUUUUGAAUUGUUUAGUUUACACUUGCUUCAUCUGCGACCCAAAUAACGGAUUAUAUAACGGUUACUUUAUGCAUAAUAGCAGCAAUCAAAAUACAAUAAGCGUUGUUUUCCACAGUCUUUAUUCCAUUGGAUAUAUUAGAAUUUACGGGAGGCUAUGUGAAAAUGAAAUUGAUUGCAGUCAACUAGAUAAGUUUGUGGUUAAACUCGGUCCAUCAGACGAUGCAAGAAAUCUUCCAGAAACAUGCGGCUAUGGACCUGACAAAGCCAUACAAGCUGGUAAUCCCAUGAAUGUUAUCUGUAAAGAUUUUACAUAUCGUUCAAGACUUGUUGUUUUGCUGCAGUCAGAGGAAAAGAUUGGGACAGUAAAUCCUAUAAUAGCAGAGUUGGAAGCUUAUGAAGUUAGUUGCGGUGUCUUGAACGGAAGAUGUGAACAAAGGUGCACUGAAUCGAAAGAUGGAGACGCACACGUUGUCAGCUGCAGUAGUUGGACUGAUGAACAAGCUGUAACAAACUCAUUUUACGGAUGUUAUUUGAAAGUGUCAGGUGACCUUCACUACAAUAGAGCUGGUUUGUCGUACAUGCAAUGUAAAGAUGCCUGCACUUUAAUGUCAAAGAGUUUAGCAGUGAUGCAAGCAGGUUUCAAAUGUUAUUGCGGCAGUAGUUUGAACAUAGCUGGUAACAUCCCAGUGGAAGAUUGCAAGAAAGGCCAUUACAGAUCCAACCUUAUAUUUGAUGACUGUGACAUGCAAGAUUAUUUUUGCAAUAAAGUCAAUGGAACUUUAAACAUCAUUACAACAACUUCCAAAGCUACCAAACAUGACAUUUAUGAUACAAAUUCUACUGAGACUUUAGAAACCAUCGUCAUCAUCAAUCCUUCCGACGAACUCACAGACAUCACAUCAUUGCAAACGCAGCUUUACGAUUCUUACAACAAAUAUUUGGUCAUCGCGUCAGGUGUGACCCCCAUCACCUUCCUCUUCAUGCUAGCUCUUUUAGUUAGAGAACUGAAGUUUAAACGUGUGAUACCAAGAAGAACAAGCGAAACCUCAGGCAGAAGCGCAACGAUUUCAAGCAGCAAAGAAGGUAGAUCAUCAAGAAAUAGUUUGAGUGUGAAUAGUACUGAAGCAAUAUAA